UGGAUCGAGGAACUCAGAGCGGGCACAGAGUGGGUACAGCAGUUGGGAGCUUACGCCUUUUCUAGUCAGUACUUCUGUGAAGACCUGCGGUAUGACGCCAAGCUGCCUUGUCUUCGCUUUUAUAAUACAUGUGGUCCUUAUACAUACAUCCACGGGUCGAAUCGUCAGAAAAGGCAACGAAUUGUGGUACGAUCAAGACUGCAAGAAGCCCAGAUGCAUCGGCACACAGAAACUGGUGUGUCCAACUAAGGACACGUGUUCUUGUUACUGUAAGGAUGUCUCGUGUUUUGUACCAAAGUGCUGUGCUGGACAAAAAAGCACCUGUUUAACAAAAGCUGGAUGGUGCGAGUGCAAAUGCAUUCCUCAAAAACUGCAUUGCUCGGAUCCUUGGGGGUCAUAUUGCCCAGUUUAUAACGGUUACAAGUUGGCUGUGUGCGUUGGCAACCAACCCUGCAAAUGCAACUGCGUUGGCCAUUACAACCAGCAUGAACGGCGGGAGUACAAGUACCUUGGAUGACUUCACCUUCCUAAUUUCGGAGUUGCUUGACGACCGUGUGUUGUACCUGCUUCAGAGAAUUCUAGAGAAAUAAACUGCACUCAAUCAA
Molecule: messenger RNA, 605 nt
Organism: Dermacentor silvarum
Lineage: Eukaryota; Metazoa; Arthropoda; Arachnida; Ixodida; Ixodidae
Exons: 7
Coding region: 92-517 (141 amino acids)
Source: RefSeq, a predicted model, not a curated record